CACAUGAAGUAUGCUUCGAUAUCAUAAGUAAACAUAGAUAAGGCUGUUUAUGAAUUAUAGUAUAGUGUAUAAAUUUGUAUAGUUUAAUCAAUUUCUUUGUGUGAGAUACUUAGUGAUAGUUAAUUAUAAAUACAGAGAACAUAAUUUUAGUUUAACCAUGUUGCGGUCAGUAUGUUUCAAGAACUUUGUGAAAUUUAAAGAGUAUCAAGUGAUGGAUUUUUCGGGGAGAGGACCUUUCAUAUUUAUAGGUGAAAAUUGUACAGGUAAAAGCUCAGUUUUUGAAGGCAUUAGACGGUGUUUAAAGUUAGAGUACAGUACAUCAAUUUCUUCAGUGUUUGAUGAAAACUUUCCGUCUUAUUUCAUUUGCAAUUUUGAAACAGGAUUGUCAGGAAGUAAUGAAAAUAUUAUUUCUGGGAUUGUAAGACUUCCAUUGACAAAUCGAUGCAAGAACGAAAGUGAUGAAUCUAUGCACACAGUGCAAAGCUCUGACGAAAGGUUGUAUAAUGAAGAUAUGCAAGAUGAACAAAAAGGAAAACAAACUGAACCUGAUUUAAGCACUGACAUGGAAUCAACUAGUCAGCAAUUAAAACGACAAAGAAAUUCGAGUCGAGAUAAUCCUCUAAGUAUUUCGGGACCAGCAACAAAGAGAGAUGUUGACCUGAAAAAGAUAUCAAUUGGAGAAGAUGUGAAGGAAAAAAAUGAUUUAAAAAGUGAAAAUUACUAUAAAUUUGCCAUGAAGUGUUCUGAGGAACAUCCAAUGUUUAUCAACUCAGUUGAAAAAUCUAAAGACAAGAAAAAAUUAGAAGUUUUACAAUAUUAUAUUGUACAGAACACUGACAGUCUAAAAAAGCUUUUUGUCGACUCGAUUUUAAAACAAAAGUCGGACAGCAAAGAUGUAGACAAGUACAUAUGCACAGAAUUUAAAAGUAUAGAAGAUCGACGAGUAGAAAGUAACAAAGGACUAGAGUCCAUAUUGAGUAUCUUAACGGAAGAAAUUGUGGUUACAUUCCCUUUACGUUCAAUUGGGCCUUUACAAUGGUCUAAAAGUAAACGCAUCGCUGGGGAAUUUCGAGAAGACAAUUACAGGGAAGCAGAGAUUAGAUGUGAAAUCAUGAAAUAUUUCUUAGAAGACAAAGGCGAAAUUUUCGACAAGACAAAAGAGGAACUUAUUUUUAAACAAUUAACACAGAUUAAAGAUUACGACUUUCAACUGGGCAAAGAUGGCAAGAUCGAUUUACCAAAAGGUAAAUUUGCUCUUCUUAAAACGCCAGAAGGAAUCUUAGAGGCAAAGACAUUUUCUAUCCUGUUAUCAAGCAAGCAAUACAAGACUAUUUUGCUUGAGGAGCCUGACCGAGGAAUGCACCCACAGCUCGUGGCCAGAAUGAUACAGAUAAUGAAUCAAGAAAAGGGCAACAAACGUGUUAUACUUACUACACACCAAAAAGAGUUUAUAUCACCUUGGACAGUUUCAGACACAUUCAUCUUUAGACGUUCUAAAACAAAGCAUCGUAUCAUAUCUGGCAAGCAGCUUUUAGGUGAAGAAAAGGAUGCCAGUAUGAAAGAUAUGAGAUUAGCAACAUCACAGCAUAUAUCGGAUAUUUUCUUUGCAAGGAAAGUUUUAUUUUAUGAAGGUGAAUCGGAGAAACUUUUUCUCGGAGAACUUAAACGUCAGAUUCUGACUAGUGAAUGUAGUAUCACUUCAAAGUUGUUCAAUGGAGAUGAAGACGAAUGCGAGAAAUUGAAGCGCAGUAUGAUGAAAUAUACUUUUAUCGAAUUGAAUGGUAAAGAUCUAAGUACAUUUUAUCAUACAAUAUCUGACAAGCUUGAGCUAAAUCAUCUGUUCCUUUUGGAUACGGAUAAAAAUAAAUCUGAACAAGUGAAACCUGAACGAAUCUUUUAUUGGAAAGAUGGCGACAUUGAGAAAAUGGUGAUUGAAAUGUGUAAAGCCGACGAUGAACUUGCAAACGGUCUUGUUCAACAGAAUGUGAUUUCUUUAGAUAGUGCUAACAGAACUUUGCGUAUAAAAAAAAAACGCAAAAACAAAAAACGCAAACUUUUUCUUAAUGAACGUAUUACAUGUAGUAAUAUCACAGAGAGCGUAAGACUUUUACUCGAACACUGCAAACCAAAUGACGACCUUGCUGCAUUUAUCAAAAGGUUAAUGUAUUUACCUUUCUAAUAUGGACUGUUCAUAAGCUUAUAAAAUGUGAUUCCCGACAAAAGAAAUGAAACCAUAAAGUAGAAGAUUAAUCUUG
This is a messenger RNA of Ruditapes philippinarum (Manila clam), 2255 nucleotides long. RefSeq lists its product as uncharacterized. Gene Ontology annotation, molecular function: ATP binding; ATP hydrolysis activity. The coding region runs from base 158 to 2179 and encodes 673 amino acids. The transcript has 2 exons. Lineage: Eukaryota; Metazoa; Mollusca; Bivalvia; Venerida; Veneridae. The record is from RefSeq and is a predicted model, not a curated record.